AUGGGCGUGAACGAGGUUCAAAUUCUUGUGAUCAAAAUUGUGAAAAAUGUGGGUCAAAAUUGUUUAUGCUGUGUUAAGAAAUACCCAAUUCGUUUAUGUAUCGUGGUUUUCUUAUUCCUUUUGUUUUUGUUUUUUCCUUUAGCCUUCAUCGCUUUAGCAUAUUCUUCCCCUGUCUUUGGGUUUGCGUUUCUUGUUCAUAAAGUAUUAUUCAUAGGUAUGGAUCGUCCAAAGGCUAAAAGUGUAGGAACAAAAGGUAAAAGAUGGAAGGAAUUGCAGUCUCGUAGGAGUUUUAGGUCUAAGAAUCGUGUUCGUGGUCCCAAUCAAUAUAAUCAGAGUAGUUCCAUGCAUGAUCCACCCGGUGUUUGGCAAAAUGCCAAAGAGACAAGUAAUGAAAUAUUUGACAAUAAUUUGGUUGAUAAGAGAACCUUAAUUGAGGAGAAUCUGAAAGAGAUACGAGAGGUGAUGGUGGAAUCUGUUGCUGGUUCUCAAGCUUUGAUGCCUGCAGACCGUUACAUAUUUGAUGAAGAGUAUCGAAAAUGUGGUUUUGAUAUUCAUAAAGAUACAGUACAGAAAAGUUUGGAUGUUUGUGAAGACAAAGAAAAGAAACAUGAUCAUGGGAAGAAGACCGUUAGGUGGGUAGAAGAUGAUGAAAAGAGUAUAAUGGAUCUUGGAGUUUCGGAGGACGAAAGAACGAAGAGAUUGGAGAGUCUGAUGGAGAGAAGAAGAUCGAGAAAGUGGUCGAGUUUUCAGGUUAGAAGAAAUGGAACGGGAAAUAUCAGCUCUGGUCAAAUUUCUUCCCUCCAUAUCCCCAAAAUAAAUCCAUUUCUUGCAAAAAGUUCAGGAGAUCCUACUUCAUCUCCUCCUGGUUCAGCUCCAUCGUAUGUGGUCAAAAGCAACCCUUUUGACCUUCCUUAUGAUCCACAUGAAGAAAAGCCGAUUCUAACCGGUGAUAGCUUCCAAGAAGAGUUCAAGGCUACUAACCAGAAAGAACCCAUCUUCUGCAAGCAUGUGAGAUUCAGUUUAGGCAAUUUCUUACCUCCAGAAACAAUAAAUUUUGGCAGUGAUUUUGCCAUCAAGCAGUUAAGCUCUGGGAAACUGGUGACUUCAUCAGUAGAAAACAAGGAAGAUGACGACAAACAACCUCAACAAGAUGGUCUGAUUCCUAAUGAUGCCAUUGGUGAUUACCAUGCCAGAGUAGAAGGUGAAUCCUUGGAAAAGGUGGUAGAUGCAGUUUCCAUCCCUGAAGAAGCAGCCGAAAAGGCGGUUGAUGUGGUUUCCAUUCCUGAUGAAGCAGCUGGAACUGAAACAUAUACGAAAGAAGAACAGGAGGAGGUUCACCAUGAUGUAUCCAGUGAUCAAUCAAGUUCCACAUCUUCCUCAAGCGAAGAUGAACCCAUCUUAAGGCCAAACAAAGAAGCAAUCUUGCAUUGUCUCAGUAUGUCGCGAAUGAGAGUAGUUUCAGCAAAAAACAAUUUUCACAGACAUGCUGAAUCAUAUGACUGUGGUCCGUCCACACUGUUUGACAAAUCAAAAACCGAUGGUUUCUUUUUUGGGGGCAAUAAGCGGAUUCAUUAUACUUCAACCUAUUCUGUUGCUUCUGAUAUGCAGGUCGAGGUUUCAGAAAUUAGUUCACCUCCAUCAACAAACAUCUCAUCUUUUGAUGAUGAAGCUUCAAUAGAUACGGAAAAGGGUAAAGGAAGUGUGAUGAACUCAACCGACCAAUCUGAAAUGGAUGUACAUGAAACAAGAUUGAGAGAUAUAGAUGAGAAGAGUGAUCAAGAAACUACAGAAGCCGGAUUUUCAAGAUGGGCCCUGGAUCGAGAGCCUCUUGAAUCAAUCAUGAUGCCAGAAAAGAUCGAUGAACAAGAUGCCCACUAUUUUACAGAAAAAGAUAGACGAUUGACACAGGGUACAUCCUCUUGUUCGACUUGUAAGAUGGAUAAUGUGGUACCAAAUCAAGAAACCAAAGACCAGAUUUUAGAAACUAAAACUAGGAGUUUGGAAACAAAAGUAUCUAAUUCUGAGAUGGAACAUCAGAAUCCCAUAUCUGUUUUACAGUCAGAAUCAUCAUUUGAUCAGGGAUCAUCAUCCAACUUUGUUCAUGAAGUGGUGAAUGAGGUUCACCAAUCGGUUGAACCAUUGGAUCAAUCGGAACCUGCUAUUCUACCACCAACUGAGAAAGAUCCUUCUGAUAGUUUACCUCCAACAAAGAACGAUCACCUUCAAAAAGAUCAACAGAAGUAAUGAAUAUGAUAAACUAUUCGAGCAGCAAGGUAGACGAACCCGAUGUCAAGAACCACCAGCAACGACAGUAGAAAUACAUCCGGUGGUUAAUCGAAGACCACCCCAUCUCAAGAUCAAGA
Molecule: messenger RNA, 2363 nt
Organism: Cynara cardunculus var. scolymus (artichoke)
Lineage: Eukaryota; Viridiplantae; Streptophyta; Magnoliopsida; Asterales; Asteraceae
Exons: 2
Coding region: 1-2244 (747 amino acids)
Source: RefSeq, a predicted model, not a curated record